This is a messenger RNA of Hibiscus syriacus, 617 nucleotides long. RefSeq names its product DEAD-box ATP-dependent RNA helicase 15-like. Gene Ontology annotation, molecular function: RNA helicase activity; RNA binding. Bases 30 to 617 code for a protein of 195 amino acids. The transcript is spliced from 7 exons. Lineage: Eukaryota; Viridiplantae; Streptophyta; Magnoliopsida; Malvales; Malvaceae. The record is from RefSeq and is a predicted model, not a curated record.
UGGUUUUGCAGAUCAAAUGGGGAAAGCCUAUGGAAAUUUAUGUAGACGACGAGGCCAAGUUGACCCUUCAUGGUCUUGUGCAGCACUACAUCAAAUCGAGUGAACUGGAGAAAAAGCGCAAGUUGAAUGACCUCCUUGAUGCAUUGGACUUCAACCAAGUCGUCAUCUUUGUCAAAAGUGUGAACCGAGCAGCUGAGUUAAACAAGUUACUUGUGGAGUGCAAUUUUCCUUCUAUAUGCAUCCACUCUGGCAUGUCCCAGGAAGAAAGGUUAACUCGCUACAAGGGUUUUAAGGAGGGGCAUAAAAGAAUUCUUGUGGCUACAGAGUUGGUUGGAAGGGGAAUUGACAUUGAACGUGUUAACAUCGUCAUCAACUAUGACAUGCCGGAUUCUGCCGAUACAUACCUGCACAGGGUUGGUAGAGCUGGCCGGUUUGGCACCAAGGGUCUUGCAAUUACAUUUGUUUCAUCUGCUUCAGAUUCUGAAGUGCUCAAUCAGGUCCAGGAGAGGUUCGAGGUGGAUAUACUGAGCAGAUUGAUACCUCUACUUACAGAAUGGCAACUUUCUCCGACCCCGAAGUGUCCGACCUCGACGUGUCCGGACCAGGACCGUGGCUAG